This is a messenger RNA of Pogonomyrmex barbatus (red harvester ant), 2271 nucleotides long. RefSeq names its product ubiquinone biosynthesis protein COQ8, mitochondrial (gene Coq8). Gene Ontology annotation, biological process: ubiquinone biosynthetic process. Lineage: Eukaryota; Metazoa; Arthropoda; Insecta; Hymenoptera; Formicidae. The record is from RefSeq and is a predicted model, not a curated record.
UUUCACAUGUUGAGAUUAAGAAAUUUUGUUAUAGAUAUCAGUCACAUGCUCUGUGGUAUAAGUUGGAUAGUAAUGCAUAAAAAGCAUUCAUAAUCAUUCAUUUAUAAAGGAAUUAUUUUACAUAAUUUAUAUAAUUUACAAAAUGUCUCGAUCGAAGAUUUCCGAUUUACUUGGUGUGCUUAAAGGAAUGCAAAGUGUGACAAAUGCUAUUAUAAAACAUCAGGAAGAUACAAUUAGAUAUAUAAUUACACACUCCAGUUUAAAAGAUUUACCUAAGAAAUGUUUCCAAGCUGCAGGGAAAAAAUUGACUAAUAUAGAAUCAAGUAAGGUACCUGGACAGAUAAUGAAAGACUUAAAAGAAACAACUGAGCGUGUAGCUAUUGUUGAAGAAGGUAUUAAACAAUAUAUUAAGAUAAUAGUUAAUCAAACAUUGGAUAUAAAGGAUGAUUCUUAUACUCCUAAAAAAGAAACAAAACUAUAUGUAUAUAAUGCUGCAAAAGAUCCAAAAGAAUUAUCUCUUGAUAGAGAUGUUGUGUUACCAGAAUACAAUCUUAACAAAUCUAUAAUACAAGAAUCUUUAGAAGGCAUGCCAAAUAAUAUGAAAAAAAAGUAUAUGACUGUAAAAGAAAAAAUCAAGACUAUUGCAACUUCAGAUAAAGAGAUACCUGAUAUAGAACUCUCUGAUAAAGAUAAAGAAAUCUUAAGGAAAUUGGAAUUAGAACAUGAAAAGAAUAUUAAUAAUGAGAUUAUAAGUUCUACCUCCUCUUAUAUAAUUAAAACAGAUGAAAAGGAACAUGUACAUACACAAGUGAAUUCUAAAGAAAGACCGAAAGUCAAAUUAUCAGUUAGACCAAAGCAAAGUCUAUCGCCUACUGCUAGAGAAAGAAAAGUUCCUGUUACAAGAUUACAAAGAAUGGUAAGUUUUGGUACCUUAGGUAUCGGCCUUGGUCUUGGUACUGUUGCAGAAUAUACAAGAAGAACAUUAGGAUUAAAAGAGCAAAGCAUUGGAGACGCAGUUGAUAAUAUGUUUCUUACUAAAGCUAAUGCAGAAAGAAUAGUUUCAACAUUAUGCAAAGUAAGAGGUGCUGCUCUAAAAAUUGGUCAAAUAUUAAGUAUCCAAGAUAAUACUAUUAUAAGUCCCGAAAUGCAAAGUGUCUUUGAAAGAGUCAGACAAAGCGCUGAUUUUAUGCCAACGUGGCAAGUGGAGAAAGUAUUAAUUAGCGAACUUGGUCAUAAUUGGAGAAAUAAAUUGGCAUUCUUUGAAGAAAAACCAUUCGCUGCAGCAUCCAUUGGACAAGUGCAUCAUGGUAUAUUAUUGAACAAACAAGAUGUAGCAAUAAAAAUUCAGUAUCCAGGCGUAGCUAUGGGUAUUCAAAGUGAUAUAGAGAAUUUAGUAGGCAUAAUGAAGAUAUGGAAUAUGUUUCCAGAGGGAAUGUUUAUAGACAACGUAGUAGAAGUUGCAAAACGGGAACUGGCGUGGGAAGUGGAUUAUAUACGAGAAGCGGAAUGUACAAGAAAAUAUAGGAAGUUAAUAAUGCCUUAUCCGGAUUAUUACGUGCCUGAAGUAAUAGAUGAUCUCUCUACAAAACAAGUAUUUACAACAGAAAUGAUAGAAGGCAUACCUGUUGACAAAUGUGCAGAUAUGGAUAUUAAAAUUAGGAAACGUAUCAGCGAACUGAUCAUGCGUCUGAGUCUAAAGGAAUUAUUUGAAUUUCGAUACAUGCAGACUGAUCCAAAUUGGUCCAACUUUUUUUAUAAUCUUGAUACAAAACAGUUAGUUUUAUUAGAUUUUGGCGCAUGCAGAUCUUAUGAUAAAGCAUUCAUGGACAAAUAUAUAGAAGUCAUUAAUGCUGCGAGUGAAGGUAAUCGCGAUAAGGUUUUACAAUUGUCUCGAGAUAUGAAGUUUCUCACUGGAUACGAGUCCAAGAUUAUGGAAAAUGCUCAUGUGUAUGCAGUCAUGAUACUUGGACAAGUAUUUGACAAUAAUCACGAAUAUUAUGAUUUUGGCGAUCAAGAUGUAACAAAACGGAUCCAAACUUUAGUGCCAACUAUAAUAAAUCAUCGAUUAUGUCCUCCUCCUGAGGAGAUCUACAGUUUACAUAGAAAAUUGUCAGGGAUAUUCUUAUUGUGUGCAAAACUUCGAGCUAAAAUCAAGUGUCGUGAUAUGUUUCGUGAGAUUUAUAGCAGUUAUAAAUUCGGCUAAUGCGUUAAUAUCGAUAUUAAUAUGAAAUAUGUAAGAUUAAAAUGUAUAUUUUGAAGACAAAAUAUGUA